This is a messenger RNA of Heteronotia binoei (common prickly gecko), 5035 nucleotides long. It is a transcript of the gene ZNF280D, whose product is annotated as zinc finger protein 280D. The coding region runs from base 181 to 4080 and encodes 1299 amino acids. Gene Ontology annotation, molecular function: RNA polymerase II cis-regulatory region sequence-specific DNA binding; DNA-binding transcription factor activity, RNA polymerase II-specific. Gene Ontology annotation, biological process: regulation of DNA-templated transcription. NCBI's taxonomy places the organism in Eukaryota, Metazoa, Chordata, Lepidosauria, Squamata, Gekkonidae. The transcript has 23 exons. The record is from RefSeq and is a predicted model, not a curated record.
GCCCGCCUCCCCUCAGCCCGCUCCUUCCUUCCUCCCUUCCCCGGCCCGGCCCAGCCCGCCUCCUCCUCCGCCUCCUCCGCCGCCCGGCUGAUGGGGCCGCUAUGGAAAAAUAAAGGCUUCACCUUCUGAUCUGGGGCCGCUUCACUGCUGCUGCUUGCCCUCCCUCCGUCAAGAGGCACGAUGGCGGAGCUGUUCAUGGAGUGCGAGGAGGAGGAGCUGGAACCCUGGCAACAGAAGUCCAAACCAAUUAUUGUGGAUGACGACGAUGACGACGAUGAACCCAUCUUUGUGGGGGAAAUCUUGAGCUCUAAACCGGCCAGUACAUAUAUAUUAAACAGAGUCCACCCCAGCUCGUCAGGCGUGGCAAUGCAGAAUGGGACGCCAAAAAGAGGGUUCCAGCCGACGGCCCGACCUGCUGCGAGCACGCUGGCGGUUCAGCCCCAGCCACGGGCAGGCAGUCUCUCAGGGACUUCCCCUGGCCUGCAGAAGCCCCUUCCCGGAGGCUCAUCGCCCCAAGAAGCAGCCAAGCCGAGUGCUGGCAUCUCUCAGCCUGUUAGCAGAUCCACCCCAACUCCAUCGAUACCUGGGAACCUGAACAUAGCUGUCGUGGCUCAGCCUGCGGCCAGGCCGGUGGCAACGGUGACUGCGCAACCAGUAACGCUCCAGCGGGCUCCCCCAGCUAAUACUUCCAGCAUGGGUUUUGUCGUAAGGCAGAGUUCAGGAGCAGCCCACUGUCCAAGCGGAGUAGCAGUGACAGCAACUGGCUUGGCCAAGCGCCCAGCUCCUGCUGAAGUGAGCAGCGUUAGUCCCAAAAAGGCAAAGGCUGACGAGGCGGGAUCUGGGAGCAGUUCGCCAGUUACACCUUCAGUGAAAUCUCCAAGUGAGAUGCCACCGCUUCAGAAAGGGGUGGCCUCCUGCAACACUAAGAAUGGAGCCCCGUUCCCGCAGGCCUGUCCCAAGUGCAAUAUUCAUUUCAACCUCUUGGAUCCUUUAAAAAACCACAUGAAGUAUUGCUGCCCAGAUCUGGUGCACACCUUUCUGGGGGCAAGCACAACGGAUUCCUCAGGGGCAUCGGCUAAAAUGAUUGAAUCGGAGAAAGGGAAACUGAUCAUGUUAGUGAACGACUUCUACUACGGCAAGUACGAGGGCAACGUCCAGCAGGUGCGGCAGGAGCAGAAGACGCACACCACCUUUAAGUGUGCCAGCUGCAUGAAGCUUCUCAAGAACAACAUACGGUUUAUGAACCACAUGAAGCACCACCUGGAGCUGGAGAAGCAGGAGAGCUGGGAGAGCCACACCACCUGCCAGCACUGCUUCCGGCAGUUCCCCACCCCCUUCCAGCUGCAGUGCCACAUCGAGAGCACCCACACUCCUUACGAGUCCUCCACCAUCUGUAGAAUAUGUGAAUUAUCCUUUGAAACGGAGCAAAUCCUUUUGCAACAUAUGAAGGACAAUCACAGGCCCGGGGAAAUGCCCUACGUCUGCCAGGUGUGCAACUAUAGAUCGUCGGCAUUUUCAGAUGUAGAAAAACACUUCCGAGCUGUUCACGAGAACACAAAAAACUUGCUCUGCCCCUUUUGCCUUAAAGUUGUUAAAAUCGGGGCCCCUUAUAUGCAUCACUACAUGAGGCACCAGAAAAAAGGAGUGCACCGCUGUACCAAGUGCCGACUCCAGUUCCUGACGUGCAAAGAAAAACUGGACCACAAGUCUCAGCAUCACCGGACCUUCAGGAAACCUCCUCAGCUAGAAGGGCUGCCUCCAGGAACCAAAGUGACGAUCCGAGCGUCCGUCGGGUCCAUUCCGCCCGGAUCAGCCCCCCCGCCUGCUGUGGGCCCCAGCACAUCCACCUUGCAGUUGUCUCCCAAUGUGAAAGCCGCAAGCCCGAAAAGCUACACCAAGCCGAAUGUCCCGAAGGCGAAGCCCAAACCGAAGCCGUGGAGCAUCCAGAAGAAGCAGAGCCUGGGGCUCAGCAGCCUCAGCAGCGGCGGCAGUGGCAGCAGCGGGGCCAGCAGCAGCAGAAAGAACAACAAGAUUGCAAACACGGCAUUAAGUAGCCUCCGAUGUUCAAAAAUCCAGAAGUGCAUCGAGUGUUCCUCCGACAUCCGGACGUUUGCCAGCCACUUCCCCGCUUAUGUCCACUGCAGCUUGUGCCGCUACGGCACCAGCUGCAGCAAAGCCUACGUGAACCACAUGGUGAGUUUCCACAGCGCCCGUCAAAAGAAACGGUUUUGGAUUUAUAAAGCUCGUUCUGAAGAACUGAGGGGCAUCACUACAGUUUGUAUGAAUUGUGAUUUUGUCAUGGAUGACUCAGGCUUAGACAAGAUGGCCACCCACUUGAACGACCUCCAGUCUCACCGGUGCCAGGUCGUUGUGGAGAACGUGUCCCUGAAGGAUGUUGCUGCUGGAGAACUUUCUGACCAAAGGAACGAGUCGUCUUUUCGCAGUGAAGGCGAAGAUAACGCCCAGAACCUUUCCAGACCGGAUCCCCUCGGAGGGCAAGAAGGGACCGUGGCUCCUGCAAGCUCAGGAACGGAAAACUCUGCGAAAGGAAGAGAUGAGGCCCAACUUGAUCCAGGCGGUGAAACCUCUUCUGCUGAUACACAGGAAGAAAAGGCAUCUCAUCCAGGCCCGGACCACUCUUCCAGUCCGCCACUCUUGGCCCCAACAAAAGACCCCUCAGAAGAAGGAAACAAAGACAACCCUGAAGAUCAGCAGGCGCACAGUUCUGCGGCAGCUGGGAGCGAAGAGGCUGCAUGUCCUUUGGCACAGGGGCCCUCCUCUGGCCUGGGAGAACAGACCUCCUCAGAAGAGCCCAUGGAAAGUGAUGAGACGCGCCAGCCUGGAGAUCAGCUGGCCGAAGGAGCUGUAGCUGCAGAGGAGGGAGGGGAAGGCUCCUCCACUUCUGUUUCAGAACACGUUUCUGGUCCAGAACUGUCAGCCUGCUCAGAAGACCCAAGAGAGACAGCCGAAGAAGGAAGCCUUAGGAAUCAUCAGCUGGCUGAGGGUGCUGUAGUGGCAGAGAGUGGAGAAAAUACGCUUCCUUCCGUUCUAGAACCCUCUGCCAGUCCCGGACUGGCAGCCCUCUCAGAGGACCUUCUCGGAAUCUCCGCAGAGGAAGGGAGAGCAGACAGCUGUGAGGAUGGGGCCGAUGAAAGCUCCACAGCCGACAGCUGCAAAGGAAGCCCCUCCAGGGCAGAAUGCGCCUCUGGCCUGGUGUUGUCAGUGGCCUCAGAAGACCUCCGAGCCUCUGCAGAGGAGACAGAGAGCGCUGGACAUCAGAUGGACGAGGGCUGUGCGGCUGCUGUGUGUGGAGGAAGCGUAGCCCCUUCCCCUCCAGGGCCCUCCUCUCCUCCUGGGCUGUCAGCCUACUCGAAGGGCCUCCUCACGGAGCCAGUGGAAGAAGCCCCGGGGACAUCUGCAGCUGCUGAGUGCCUGGAGAGGAUGCAGGGUCCCUUGGAGGCAGGGCUCCCAGCUCCUUUGGAAGGCCCUGUGCCAGCGGUGUCCGAGGACAGCCCUGCAAGUCCGGUGGAUCAGUGUGAAGGGAGCUCAUCUGCACCGGCUGCAGGAGAUGGCUUCAGUCCAGAGGCCUUGCCUAAUCCAGGGGGGGUGGGAUGUGAUGCUUCAGGGGCUCCCCCAGGCGAGAGGGCAUCCCAGAGACCCCCAGGAGCCAGCCCCUGCCCCAGCUCAGAGGACCACCAGCCGCAACAGCAGGAGGUUGACAUGGAGGAGGCGGAGGAGCUCGAAGACGUGGAAGUGGAUCCCUCCCUGGCCUCUGAAGGUGACGUCAGCUUCGAGCAGUUCUUGAGGCGCAGAGAUGAGCCUGAGUCGGCGAGUUCCGACAUGAGCGAGCAAGGCAGCGUCCAUCUGGAGCCACUGACUCCCUCGGAAGUGCUGGAGCACGAGGCGACCGAGAUCCUCCAGAAAGGCGGUGGCUCGGUGGGCUCUUCCUCCAAGGCUUCUGGGCCGGGCUCUGAGCAAGCAGAGGCUGGUGCGUCUCCAGAGAACAGCCCCAGCCCCGAGGAGGAGGAGGAGGCAGAGGUCGAGGCGAGCCAAGCCGAAGACAGCCCGGAGGCCAGCUGAAGCAGCCGCGCCACGGCCCGGGAGUGAACCGGCUGCUGCGGUUUGUGAAAGCUGCAGAGAGACCACUUCAGACAUGGUUGAAAUGUAUCGAUCACAAAUGAAACUUGCAGGCCCUCUGAUCUCCAGGAAGCCAGCAGAGACCGGCCGGUCUGCCUGCCUGCCCUCCUCUCACCUGGAAGGCCAGGAGGGAAACGUGAGAGAUGUAUUUGUUCCGUUCCAAGUCAAUCCCCUGUAGACCUGUGGUGUGUGUUUGUCGUCCCGGAGUGAUUGUGCUCCCUGCAGAACAUUUGGCCUCCUGUCAGGUGGGAGAAAGAGGACCUCUGAAUGGGGGAUGCUGCAACCCCAGCCCCCCGUCGGGGUAGGGGUGGGUGGGCACUACAGCUUUCUGCACCUCGGGAUCGGGGUGAGCUGCUAAGGACGUCGGCUUACUUUAAACUUUCAGUGAAAGUGGAAUUAUCGUGAGACACGUCUGGUGGGUUUCCCAGCGUGUGCCAGCUGUGUGGGAAACCUGACACGCUCCGUGUAGAAACAGUGACACUCCCUGGCCAGCGUCUUGGAGGUUGUGACUGCUUUGAGUCUUUUUAUCCACAGCAGACCCCCAAAAGCCCCAAGCCAUCUGGGAAAGCCACAAGGAAAGAACUCAACUGGAAACGCAUAAAACUUACAGAAGCAGGGACAUCCAAAGCAGGUGUUAAAACAUGAAUUGUGGGAAGGGGGGAUUUUGGCAUGAAUUAUCAUUUUGAUACGUAGUUAGGCGAAGGAAUGCAUCAAAUGAUUUAAUGGUAGCUUGUGUUUAAGUAUUAACACCCCUAAUUAAAACUCUCUAUUUGGAUCUUUUAGGAAGUUCUUUUGAUUUAGCUUGUUUUUGGGUUUUGAUGAAUUUAAAUGUUUUGGAACAUCCAUUAAGACCCUGAUAUGUAAAUAUUUUGGAGUAAAUAUUUGCAAGAAAAUGUGA